Messenger RNA from Penaeus indicus, 1068 nucleotides. Its product is annotated as spermine oxidase-like. Gene Ontology annotation, molecular function: polyamine oxidase activity. The record is from RefSeq and is a predicted model, not a curated record. Lineage: Eukaryota; Metazoa; Arthropoda; Malacostraca; Decapoda; Penaeidae. Bases 1 to 984 code for a protein of 327 amino acids. The transcript has 6 exons.
AUGACACUAGCACCUUCCAUACUGAUGCUCAAACUGCCACUCCCGCCGUGCCUCCCUCAGUGGGUGAACAAAGACACGGGCCUCGACGACUGGAUGCACCAGUCGGCCCGCGACGCCGACCGCUUUACCGACUGGGGCUUCGACCAGUGGGACCAAUGGCGCAGGGGGUACGACGCCCUCGUCCAUCAUCUUACAGAAGCCAUUCCAGAUGGAAAGAUCAGGAUGUUUUCGCCCGUUUGCAAAAUUUUCUGGGAUCAAGACGAAGACGCCCGGGUCCUAGUGGUCACUCAGGAUGGUGCCUCCUACCUGGCCGACCACGUCAUCGUCACGGCCUCCGUCGGCCACCUCAAGGACCGCCAGGCUAGCCUCUUCGAGCCCGCCCUGCCGCAGAAGUACCGAGAAGCAUUGGCGGUCAGGCAUCGCUCCUGUGUAACAGAGCUUGGACUCGCGGACAAGGUGCAGCUGGGAUGGGAGUCCCCAUGGUGGGGACACACAAACUUUAGCCUCAACAUUAUAUUCACCAACAAUAUCCUAGGCGAAAGAUCUUGGCUAAAAGGAAUUAUGGAAUUCCUGACAGUACAUAAUCAGGGAAGCAUGCUGCAAGCAUUCGUCCCAGGAGAGUAUGCCAAGAAGAUGGAAAAUCUCGGCGAGAAAAGAGUAAAGCAGCAUCUGGUGUCCUUCCUUUCUGAUGUCAUGGGCCAAAGAAUUCCAGAACCGACUUUCUUCAGAAGGACUCAAUGGCAGAAGAACGUCUGGAUGAGGGGAUCCUACAAUUCCUAUGUGACUGUAGAAGGAGGCAACACUGUCAUGCGAAAUAGCCGUCAGCCCCUUGCACAGUCUGUGGAAAAGUUUGGGAAGCCGGUGCUGCUGUGGGCAGGUGAGCACACCCACACCACCCGCUACGGCACCGUCGACGGCGCAAUGGAUACAGGUGAGCGAGAAGCCAAGAAGAUCAUCGCCUACAGGAAAGCCACACGUGGUUGACCUUCAUAACCAACGGCCAUCCUUCGCCAGUGACCUUUUUGAACAGCGGGAUAGAUGAAACGUAGCUGCCUCUUAGUUCUCAUA